AUGCAAGAUGAGUCUCCUGUUUUCCAGUCAAUAACACAAAUAUCGUCAAAGCAGUUGCAGUUGAAUUGGACAGUCAAGCAGAUCGGAGAAGGAAAGGCAGAAUUGACAACAAUCCAGCAGAUAUGGUCAUUCUCUGGAACAACAAUCGAUAUGACGACAUCUGUUCACUGGACACAACACGACAAACUGCUCAAAUACGUGAUUCCAACAACAAUUCGUUCUAGGAAAGCGAAAUUCGGUCUCCAGUUCGGAUACAUCGAACGAGAAACACACAAGAAUACGAUGAGAGAUUUCGCAAGAUUCGAAGCAAGCGGCCGAUGUUCACCACGAUAUCAGAUUCGAAUCUUUUGUUUUUAG
This is a messenger RNA of Trichomonas vaginalis G3, 357 nucleotides long. RefSeq names its product mannose metabolic process. Gene Ontology annotation, molecular function: alpha-mannosidase activity; carbohydrate binding. The record is from RefSeq and is a predicted model, not a curated record. The transcript has a single exon. NCBI's taxonomy places the organism in Eukaryota, Parabasalia, Trichomonadida, Trichomonadidae. The coding region runs from base 1 to 357 and encodes 118 amino acids. Gene Ontology annotation, biological process: mannose metabolic process; oligosaccharide catabolic process.